Molecule: messenger RNA, 1599 nt
Organism: Trichechus manatus latirostris (Florida manatee)
Lineage: Eukaryota; Metazoa; Chordata; Mammalia; Sirenia; Trichechidae
Gene: HAVCR2
Product: hepatitis A virus cellular receptor 2
Exons: 7
Coding region: 280-1266 (328 amino acids)
Biological process (GO): regulation of transcription by RNA polymerase II
Cellular component (GO): mediator complex
Source: RefSeq, a predicted model, not a curated record
UUGACUCGCUUGACUGAUGAAUACAUGAGUGAUAUGCUUGCAUUUGUGCUCCCUAGAACCUCUCUGGACCCAUGUGUGGUCCAUUUUAGACAGAUGAUUAUUCUAUCUGAGAUAUUAGAGGGCCGCCUCUACUUGCUGUGACUGAAUAACACUUUUCUUCCUCUGCAGUGUUUCUUCCUCUUUGUUGAUUCUAUCAGGACUGUUACAGGAUAUGUGUGGUGAAGCAUGACCGAGAACUGGGGUUUCCUUUGAGGUAACUGUAGACUCGGUAGCAUUAAUAUGGGAAUCAUCAGUAGACAGAUAAUCUCUCGUGUGAUUUUGUGGAGUAGAGAGACAGUUGGAGGAAGUACCCAGUUUAACUGGAGAAUUAAAUUAAAGCUGCACCGAAACAGGGCUAUCCUCGAUUCUUCUGUAGAACUCAUGUUUUCACGUCUCUCCUUCGACUGUGUCCUGCUGCUGCUGCCACUACUUACAAGAUCUUUGGAAGGGCGAUACAUAUUCGAGGUGGGUCAGAAUGCCGUUUUGCCCUGCUUCUACUCUCCAGCCGCCUCAGUAAAUCACGUGCCUGUUUGCUGGGGCCAGGGAUCCUGUCCUCUGUUACAAUGUUAUAAUACAGUGCUCAGCACUGAUGGAAGUCACAUCAACUACCAGAAAUCCAGCAGAUAUCAGCUAAAGGGAUAUUUACAUGUAGGAAAUGUGUCCCUGACCAUAGAGAAGGUGACUUCAGCAGACAGCGGGACCUACUGCUGCCGGGUACAAUUCCCAGGCCCAAUGAAUGAUCAAAAAUUAGCCCUGGAGUUGGUCAUCAUACCAGCCAAGGUCACCACAGCUCGGACCCCUCGGAGGAACUUCACUGCAACUGUGCCGAGGAUGCUCACCACCAAGGGUCAUGGCUCAGCAGAGACACAGACACGGGAGACCCUCCAUGGCUGUAAUCAAACGCAGAAAUCCACAUUGGCUAAUGAGUUACAAGACCCUACAGUGACCACGCAAAUAACCAUCUACAUCGGAAUAGGGAGCUCUGCAGGGCUGGCUCUUGUUCUCAUCUUUGGUGCUUUAAUUCUCAAAUGGUAUUCUCAUAAGAAAGAGAAGCUACAGAACUCAAGCCUUGUCUCUAUGGCCAACCUCCCUCCCUCAGGGUUCGUAAAUGCAGUAGCAGCAGGGAUGCACUCAGAGGAAAACAUCUACACCAUUGAGGAGAAUGUUUAUGAAGUGGAGGAUUCAGAUGAGUAUUACUGCUACAUCAGCGACUGGCAGCGGCCCUGACAACUCUGGGUGUUACCUUUCAAGUCUUUGGAAUCUCAUGCCAUCAGAUCCAACCACUUCAUUUUUGUGCUCAUUGUUAUCUUUCUCAAAAACUAUGAAAUGUGUCAGCUGACUGGUUUUAUAGGUGCUGUCCAAGUUCACAGAGCAGUUUCCACAUUUUCUGAAGAUAAUUGGCUCACAUGGGUAUUGGACUACACUGAACUUGGAUGGGUGCUUCAUUACCCAACCCAGGGGCAGCUACUCAGAGUAGUUAGAGCAGGAAUGGGCUUUUAUAUGGAUUAAAAAAAAAAAAUUGCUGUAGAGUAGAUUCCGACUCAUAGCAACCCUAUAGGA